UGUCUGAGAAAUAAAUGAUAUACUCGAGUGAACUGCUGGAAGGGUUCCCACGAAAGUAUCAUGACUCGCAAGUAACGCCUUCUCGUUUUUACUGGCUGCUUAAUGACAGCUCUGCGCAGCGUAACGACUGGCUGUUCAUUCUUGUAGAUUUAUGUAGCGGUAUGCUUCAGCUUCCUUUUGUCAGGUCAAAUUUCGUUGUAAAUAUACCGAACAAAUAUUACAGGUCUGUUUUGCAAUGCGGAAUCUUUUGUAAAUUUAACGGAAUAUUGAACAGCACGUGCGAGGCUCUGGACAUUACAGGAUUUACACCGGACACUUGUUGCUCGUGAUCGAUAUUUGAGGACACAUUCACACACAAUUUUGGAAUUUUUGUUGCCGCUUACAUUAUAAUUCCAGUAUCGUACCUGUUGCUGUUGACAGAGGAUUUCUUCUUCCGGGAGGCGCAAAAAGUUCGGUAUUCACUAUUCAGUAUACAAAAGAUCGGAUUAUUUUACCCGCCAAAGUUUGGAAGGUGAAGGAAAAUUGUUGCUUAUCGUAUACAAAAUGCCCGUAGAGCGCAGCUGCAUUUCUUCCGGCAUGAGCGAACACAGAAGGGCAUCGAAGCCAAUUAUGGAGAAACGCAGACGAGCCAGGAUAAAUAAUUCGUUAUCAGAACUGAAAUCACUUAUUCUGGAUGCGACAAGAAAAGAUUGCUCACGACAUUCAAAGCUUGAGAAAGCGGACAUAUUGGAGAUGACCGUGAAGCACCUACAAGCACUUCAGCGCCAGCAAAUGGCCGCGGCUGUGGCCACGGAUCCCACGGUGUUGAACAAGUUUAAAGCCGGAUUCAGUGAGUGCGCCAGUGAAAUUUCACGCUACUUGAACGCGAUCGAUGGCGUUGACAAAAUCGUCCGACAGCGGAUUUUGUCGCAUCUCGGCUCGUGUCUAAAUGGACUGCAUAACUAUUUGACACCGAUUGCCUUUCCAAGCGUGUACCAGCCCGGAUUGACCGUGCCGGCGUACUUCCCACCUGUUCCCACUGUCCACUUGCCCUCACCGCAUCCGAUGCUGCCUAAAGACAGCAUAAACCUGCGCAGUGUUCCUGGCACCGUGCCACCGGCGUUAAUCAGUCAACGGGACUUUUCCAUGUCGUCGCUGCGGCCGCACCAGCAUUUUUUCCCGCCUUGUGUGUCACCUUUAACUGCCGUUCCCUUGAGCGACCAUAAUUCCUGCAGUUCCCCUUCUCACAGUAUUUCUCCCACCAGUCCACAGAGCACCAUUUCCUCCUGUGCACCGGGCACGCCCACCACGCCGCUCAGUCCACCGGCGCUGUGUAGUAAACUAAAUGACCUUUCCGAUCCCGUCUGGCGACCGUGGUGAUUACGUCUUACGUGUGCGUGUGUUUUUUGACAUUUUGGCCGGGGGAUACAUUUUAUGUUAGCCAGUAUGGCGUGUUUUAUCGCGUGCUUGGCGCCAGCACUGAUUGUACAGAUGGCGAACAGCUUCUUGACUUGUCUCUGACAUAAAAGCGCCUAUAUUCUUUAGUAAAGCGAGAACAAUA
Molecule: messenger RNA, 1540 nt
Organism: Paramacrobiotus metropolitanus
Lineage: Eukaryota; Metazoa; Tardigrada; Eutardigrada; Parachela; Macrobiotidae
Product: transcription factor HES-4-like
Exons: 3
Coding region: 544-1359 (271 amino acids)
Biological process (GO): regulation of transcription by RNA polymerase II; regulation of neurogenesis; anterior/posterior pattern specification
Cellular component (GO): nucleus
Molecular function (GO): DNA-binding transcription factor activity, RNA polymerase II-specific; RNA polymerase II cis-regulatory region sequence-specific DNA binding; protein dimerization activity
Source: RefSeq, a predicted model, not a curated record